Molecule: messenger RNA, 1723 nt
Organism: Glycine soja
Lineage: Eukaryota; Viridiplantae; Streptophyta; Magnoliopsida; Fabales; Fabaceae
Product: phospholipase A1-II 1-like
Exons: 2
Coding region: 213-1490 (425 amino acids)
Biological process (GO): lipid metabolic process
Molecular function (GO): glycerophospholipid phospholipase A1 activity
Source: RefSeq, a predicted model, not a curated record
AGCUUAGCAUCUGUUGUCAGAGAAAUUGAUCUCUCAACACAAAUUUUUCUUUGUAUGCUUGGAGUUGGAACCCUGACCACAUAGACUCUCCCAUGUGCUGUAUAUGAUUGAUUAGAACUUACAACAACUAAGCCUAGUAGUGGCUUUCAUAUUCACCCUAUCUUCCAAAGCUAAACAGGCAUUUAAUUAAUUAUAUAUUUAGGAAUAAAUAUAUGAAGAUGAAGUUGUCUCUGGUUCCAUAUAUAAAACACGCGGUAGCAGCUUUGAUCAAAAGGUGGGUUGGUAUGGAAAAGAAGAUCAUGAAUAGCAGCAUAGCGAAAAAAUGGCGACAACUCAGUGGGCAAGAUCAUUGGAAGGGUCUGAUAGACCCUCUGGACAUUGAUCUUCGCCGCUACAUCAUUCACUACGGCGAAAUGGCUCAAGCGGCAUACGAUGCUUUCAACACGGAGAAAGCAUCAAAGUACGCUGGAAGCAGCAGAUACGCCAAAAAGAGUUUCUUCUCCAAAGUUGGUUUGGUGAAUGGCAACCCCUUCACGUAUUCCGUGACAAAGUUUCUGUAUGCAACUUCGGAAAUUGACGUCCCUGAUGCGUUCAUCAUAAAGUCGUUUUCUAGGGAGGCUUGGAGCAGGGAAUCGAAUUGGAUAGGGUAUGUUGCGGUGGCCACAGAUGAAGGGAAAGCUGCGUUGGGUAGAAGGGACAUUGUGAUUGCGUGGAGAGGCACGGUGCAGACAUUGGAGUGGGUUAAUGAUCUUCAGUUUCUGUUGGUUCCUGCUCCUAAAGUGUUUGGUAAGAACACAGAUCCUAAAGUGCACCAGGGCUGGUACUCCAUUUACACCUCUGAGGACCCUCGUUCUCCCUUUAAUAAAACCAGUGCUAGAACCCAGGUCCUAAGUGAGGUGAGAAGACUGGUGGAGCUAUAUAAGAAUGAAGAAAUAAGCAUAACAAUAACCGGUCACAGUUUAGGUGCUGCAAUUGCAACCCUUAAUGCAGUGGACAUUGUUACAAAUGGGUACAACAAGCCAAGUGAUCCAUCUCUCAAGGCUUCUCCAGUUACUGCCAUUGUGUUUGCCAGCCCAAGAGUUGGUGACAUAAACUUUCAGAAGGUUUUUUCUGGCUACAAAGAUUUGACAACCAUACGCAUCCGAAACGAGUUAGAUAUUGUUCCAAACUACCCUCUUGUUGGGUAUUCGGAUGUGGGUGAGGAGUUGAAGAUCGAUACCCGAAAAUCGAUGUACUUGAAGAGUCCUGGGAAUCCAUCUAGUUGGCAUAAUUUGGAGGCUUAUUUGCAUGGAGUGGCAGGAACACAAAGGAGCAAAGGAGGGUUCAAAUUAGAGGUUCAUCGCGAUAUUGCACUUGUGAAUAAGACCUUGGAUGCUCUAAAAGAUGAAUUCCUUGUGCCAGUGUCAUGGAGGACUGAAAAGAAUAAGGGUAUGGUUCAACAAAAUGAUGGUUCGUGGAAGCUGAUGGAUCAUGAAGAUGAUGACUUUUGAUCCUUAAUUUAUUGAGACUAGAGAAUGUCUUAAUUUCGGUUUGCACUUUCACAUUUGAGGUUGUUGUCAGUAAUAAUUUAUAAGUUAUCUUUCAUUUUUUUUAAAGUAUCAAUAGACGUCCGAGAUUUCUCGACUCAUUGGAUGAGAAACCAAUUUCGCUUCCAAUUAUUUGUUGUUGUUGACUAAAAAUAAUUUUACACAAUAAAAAAUCAAAUACAGAUUAUCCCAGUCAA